GACCAUCAUCCACCUUACCGUCUACCAGACUACCACCACCACCGUUCGCCCUCUUUCCUCCUCCCGGCACCCUCCCCUCUUUCCCAGCUCCUCAUCCUUUUCAUUUCCACUCAUUCGCAUAGUAUUACUAGUACUCAACAACGGAUACCACUCAGUGCAGCCGCGACAACCAGUUGACGCGGACAGUUUAAACACAUUAGUGCAUCAAUAAAUUUGUUUAACAACAAUUGCUUUUUCAUUCCCAAAAAUCUAAAAUAUAAUUAACCGAUCUCUAAUAUUUUUAAUAUUUAAUUUUAUUUAUUGUGACAAGUAUUAACAUUUAUAUAAAUUAUCAAUUAAGAAAUGAAAGUGAAUAAGUUAUUUAUUUUAUUCUAAAAAAGGUUUAUUAUCUGUGCCUUGCAUAUGUGCUUGUAUAAUAUUUAUUAGUAUCUAUGGUGCAUCUAAGUACUGCCAUGGAUUUUAAAUAUUAUUUCAAAAAUACGACUAUCAAUGAUUGAUAGUAUGACACUAAAUUUUUUCUAUCAAAAUAUAUAAUGCUUGAUGUUACAUUCGUCCAUUUUUUAAUUUCUGGUUAUUGACAUCAUAAUCAAGUGUUUAUUUGGAGGAUCUCAUACUCAGGAAAAUGGUUAAGAACACGUCAACGUUUUGCGUCGCGACGCCAUUAACCUUGGCUCUGAUACUACUUUCAAACUUACGACAAUGUGACUCUGUCUCUGAAAGUAUCAUCGGCAGCCGAGAAACUUGUGAUAUUGAGGGGGAAGAUUUCACGGUUGACAAGAUACCUAACACGAGAUGUUUCAGUUGCAUCUGCAAGAAUGGAUUUGUCGAGUGUUUACAACAACAGUGUCCAAGCAUAGAGGGCUGUUACACUUUAUUAGAGCGACAUGAUGACGAAUGCUGUCAUCGCUGCAAAGGAUGCGUGAGAAACGGAGUGCACCAUGCAUCGGGAACAGAGUGGACGGAGCCGAGCGAUCCAUGUCGAAUUUUAGCGUGCAAAGCCGGCGUGAUAACAGAGUCGAAAUUGAGGUGCUAUACGCCGUGCAAAAAUCCAGUGCCACCGGCAGCGGGUCAGUGCUGUCCAACCUGUUCGGGAUGCUUCGUUAAUGGGCAAAAGGUGACGGCCGAUCGAACAGUUACCACCACCGAGGACCCGUGUGUUACCUGCAGGUGUAAUUUCGGGCGACUUACUUGCGCCAAACAAGCCUGUCCGGUACAACAUUGUCCUCUGUCGAGGAUUGUUCACGAACCUGGUGAAUGUUGUCCUCAUUGCACCGGCAGCGGACGUUACAUGUCACCUCCAAAAGGCGCCUGUAUGCUCAGUCAAGCAGUUUACAAUUCCGGGUCAACAUUUUACGUGGACCAAUGCACGCGAUGCUCGUGCUCAAAUUCAACGAUAUCCUGCAUAAAAGAGACCUGUCCGGUACUGGAAUGCACACCUGAGCACCAAGUUACCGUCCCAGGGCGAUGCUGUCCUCAGUGCCCGGCAGUCGGCGAGGAACCACGCGCGUCUUGCACCUACGGCGGACGUUCCUACCUGGAUGGCGAAUCAUGGAAACUAGAUUCCUGCAAGGCAUGCGCUUGCAUACAGGGCAAAGUAAGGUGUGCGAUGCCCAUGUGUCAGCCAAUAAGUCUGCCUUGUCCGCCGAAUUCCCGACUCGAGCACCCGGAGGGCCAGUGUUGUCCGCGCUGUGUUGAAAGCGAUGGUGUCUGUACUGUUUUUGGAGAUCCGCACUACAAGACAUUCGACGGAAAGUUCUUCAGCUUCAAAGGUCCGUGUAAAUACCAGCUGGUCAGCGAUUGUCUGGGACAUACUUUCAGUAUUCGAGUUACCAAUGACGCGAAAUCUUCUAGAUCUUCUGCUUGGACGAAAACUAUCGCUUUGAAGGUAGGAGAUUUAAGAGUGAAUCUCGGGCAGAGAAUGAGAGUAAAAGUUAACGGAAUGAAAAUCGACGUGCCGUACCGAUUGCCGAACAAACUGGAGAUAAACCGAACUGCCGACAGUAUUUUAGUAAACACAAAAAUUGGUAUUAAAAUACUUUGGGACGGAAUUGGGUUUAUUGAAGUUUCAGCGCCGACAAGCUACCGCGGAAGACUCUGCGGCUUGUGCGGAAAUUUCAAUUCCAGGCCCAAGGAUGACUUUACGACGCGCAGAGGUCGUUUAGUGCAAGAGCCGUACCCUUUUGGACAAUCCUGGGCUGUUGGGUCCAAAAAAACUUGCGGGAAGCCCCGGAUUGAUAGGGAGAGAAGGUGUAUUAGAAGUCGGCAAGAUCAUAGGCUAUGCAGUCGACUGAGAUCGCCAAUAUUCGAGGCAUGCCAUAAAAAAGUAAACCCAACAAUGUACUAUAAAUCAUGCCUGCAAGACAUGUGUGAAUGUCCAACGGACAAUUGCUACUGCCAAUCAUUUAUAGCGUACGUACGUGAAUGCCAACGACUGGGAAUUCAGUUGCAACACUGGAGGAAAUCUACAAAAUGCCGACCGGUAUGGGAAAUUAGCACGCCUGGGACGAAUAAUAUCAGGCGACGUCGCCAUUAAUAAUAAAUAAAAUUAUUACUUAUUAAAUGUGUAUUCAAAUUA
This is a messenger RNA of Cotesia glomerata, 2575 nucleotides long. It is a transcript of the gene cv-2, whose product is annotated as BMP-binding endothelial regulator protein. The record is from RefSeq and is a predicted model, not a curated record. NCBI's taxonomy places the organism in Eukaryota, Metazoa, Arthropoda, Insecta, Hymenoptera, Braconidae. The transcript has 11 exons. Gene Ontology annotation, molecular function: protein binding. The coding region runs from base 623 to 2533 and encodes 636 amino acids.